Drosophila obscura is the source of this 798-nucleotide messenger RNA. RefSeq lists its product as uncharacterized. The record is from RefSeq and is a predicted model, not a curated record. Gene Ontology annotation, biological process: double-strand break repair via homologous recombination; DNA strand invasion. The coding region runs from base 43 to 720 and encodes 225 amino acids. Gene Ontology annotation, molecular function: four-way junction DNA binding. Gene Ontology annotation, cellular component: centrosome; Rad51B-Rad51C-Rad51D-XRCC2 complex; replication fork. The transcript has a single exon. NCBI's taxonomy places the organism in Eukaryota, Metazoa, Arthropoda, Insecta, Diptera, Drosophilidae.
CGACUAUUUUAUUGGAGGCGCCAAAUAAACAGCACUAAUCAAAUGGACUAUUGGGUCGCGACUUCAAAACAGCUCCAUUUUGGCGUGUUUGGGAAGUGCGGCUUUGAGGACCAAACUCUAGUCGAGAUCUCGGGGCCAACCCAAAGCGGUAAGAGUCUGGUGAUGCAAAAGCUAAUGGCACACUGCUUGGCUCCAUACAAGUACGGAGGUCGUCAAUGGAAAAUUGUAUUCAUCAAUCUAAGCCACAAAGUAAAUCAGGAGUCAUUGGAAAAAGCCGUCAGAGCAGAACUGCGGGAAUGGAUUGGCGAGGAUGCACCCAGUGAGGCGGAGCAAGCGGAAAUAGCAAAGGAAUGCGUCAGUAAAGUUACGUUCAUAAAUUGCUUCUCAACCGUGGACGUGUUUACUGCCCUCAGAGAAGCAAGACGUGCCGAGCUGAUUUGCAUGGAUACUCUUAGUGAGUUCUACUGGCUGGACUUUCGCACAAGAAGAGAAAGAAUUACCAAAUACUGGUACUACAAACAGUGGCAGACGAGGCUAUGGCAGGCCUGCAAGAUUAAGAAUAUUUGCGGCAUGUACACCGUGGACAGCAGUUUUCUGGAGAACAGAUACCGAGAUACCCCAUUGACAUAUAAAGUCAACUAUUCUGUGAAAUUAACCAAAAAUCGCAGAAAGUUUACAUUAAAUGGCAAGCCAAUUUCGUUUAAAGAUAAUGUAAUUUAAAAUUAAAAAUAUUUCGCUCUCAUGUGAAACUUCCAUUCUCUCUGACAUUGUGGUUAAUUUGUUUGUCUCUUUUUUUAA